GUCAGCUGAGCGCUCCAAAAAAUUUACGAUUUGGAAAAUGUGCUGGUUUGUUUUUUGAGUGAAAUCCAUGUGCUCUUUGAAUGCCAAACUUUAGCAAACUGGUGUGUGUGUGUGUGUAAGUCUGUCUGUUAGCAUCAGCUGCCUUCAUUUGAGCAGGUUUUAAAGAUGCAAUGUGUAAAAUAAUAAUUAGUUUGAAGGGCUGUCGUCGGAGUCAACUAGUUGCCUGUUGCCACCUCUCUUUACUAUGGCGCAACCUUUUUCACUGUGUGCCUAAUAAGUCUUAUAAUAUAUGUAUGGUGCGCCUUUUUCAUAGCUACUCCUGUAUUCGUUUGCCUGGGGCUCCACCCUCCACUCUGUCAGUCUUUAUGGGUGCGUGACACCCGACAUUCCCGUGAACCAGUUUGUCUGCCAGCCGGUGUGAGCUUCCGGAAAAUCUCUGGUGUUGCGGCCGGUGCUAUUUCUGUGUGGUGGUGAGCGGUGGGUUAACUGGAGAGCGCGUAAAGCCCUCCUCCGGGCAUGGGCGGCUGGCUCGCCCCCUCUGGUCCCGUGGAGAUUUUGUUUUCUAAAACUUUCUGUUCGCUUGGAGGAAGUAAAGCAGAAACAUGGAGCGAUGCUUUGGGAAAUGCGGGUCCUUGAACUGAAAAAAAACUGAUUUAUUCCGUUUCCUUUUGAACUCACUUGAUUACGUAGACUGGAGAGAUUUUUCCUGUUGUUCUUUUCCGCCGGUUUGAUGUCCCGACUGGGACUUGUCGAUCAGGGAGGUAACAGACGAUGGCUGACAUCACCUGUGUCAUUGCCUAGCAACAAGAGCCCCGCUGAGAGGUAAGGGAGCCUGGAGGUCUAACGUUUAUUUUUCUAUUAUGGUGAAAACAAAAAAAGUUGAAGUCACGGUCCCGAGAGCUGCAUUGUUUUAAUAAAUAAUAAUGAAUAACAGAUGAUCGCACCAAGUUUACAAAACACUUGAAACAACGACUAACUUUGUUGGACUCGCUUUAUUUAACCCAUGAAAUCCACUUCAGUUCAGAUGGAUUUGGAAAGUAGAUUGAAGACACCAUUGUUCACAGAAAUAAGAUAAGGAAAGCAGGUAUUCACAUUCUUGGAGCUGGAGCCAAUAACCUUUUACCUAUAAAUAUCAAAAUGGUUGCAAAUUGUUUUUUUUUGCUAAUCAACUGAUUGACUUAUAUUUAUAGCUUUAUUUUCAUUAUCCACAGUAUAACUUCCAUUACUUUUUACUUCGACCCCCCCCCCCCCCCAUGCACUGCUCAGAAUAGAAUAUUCCAUUUCAGAGCUUGCCCUAUCAAACACACACACACACACACCCCUCUGGGUCCAACAUGGUCUCUCCCACCCAGGCAGUGCUCACUGAUCUCCCCUAGCAACCAAGCAGGCAAGGCUGACCGGACUUGUGUGCUCGUCUUUCCCCUUUCAGUGUGUGUGCGCGUGUGUCUGCGCGUGCGUGUGGUGACAUCAUCAGCUCCGACAGUCAGCUGCUGCAGUGGAGGGAGAGCAAGAGAAAAGGAUGGGGGAGGGAGAGAGAGGACACACACACACACACACUCUCUCUUCCACUCAAACACACACACACUCACUCCCCCGCUUGUCUUCCUCUGGUAAACAUGGCAGCGGCUGCAGCGACUAACACACGCAGCGAGCAGUGCGUAGUGAAGCCUAGCUUAGCGUAGCCUAGCCUAGCCUCGUCUCAACUGUCAACAUGGAGGAGGAGGACGCAGCGGCCGACCCCUAUUUGCCCUACGACGGGGGAGGGGACACCAUCCCCCUGCAGGAGAUCCCUAAAAGAGGGUCUAACUACGUCAUGUCUAACGGGGGCGGGGCACCCAGCAGCACCACCCACCUGCUGGACUUCCUAGAGGAGCCCAUCCCUGGCGUCGGGACCUACGACGACUUCCACACCAUCGACUGGGUCCGCGAGAAGUGCAAGGACCGCGAGCGGCACCGGAAGAUCAACAGUAAGAAAAAGGAGUCAGCAUGGGAGUUCACAAAGAGCCUGUACGACGCCUGGUCUGGGUGGCUGGUGGUGACACUCACCGGCUUGGCCUCAGGUGCUUUGGCCGGCCUGAUUGACAUUGCUGCUGAUUGGUUGAACGACCUGAAGGAGGGCGUGUGUCUGAGCGCCAUGUGGUUCAACCACGAGCAGUGCUGCUGGACGUCCAAUGAGACCACCUUCGCUGAGCGGGACAAGUGCCCCCAGUGGAAGAGCUGGGCUGAGCUAAUACUGGGCCAGGCCGAGGGGCCCGGCUCGUACAUCAUGAACUACUUCAUGUACAUCUACUGGGCUCUGUCCUUCGCCUUCCUGGCUGUGUGUCUGGUCAAGGUGUUUGCUCCCUACGCCUGCGGCUCGGGGAUCCCUGAGAUCAAAACCAUCCUGAGCGGGUUUAUCAUCCGGGGCUACCUGGGCAAGUGGACCCUGUUGAUCAAGACCAUCACUCUGGUCCUGGCCGUGGCGUCUGGCCUGAGCCUGGGGAAGGAGGGCCCCCUGGUCCACGUGGCGUGCUGCUGUGGGAACAUCUUCUCCUACCUCUUCCCCAAGUACAGCAAGAACGAGGCCAAGAAACGAGAGGUUCUCUCGGCUGCGUCGGCGGCCGGGGUCUCCGUUGCUUUUGGCGCCCCGAUUGGAGGCGUGCUCUUCAGCUUGGAGGAGGUGAGCUACUACUUCCCCCUCAAGACGCUGUGGCGCUCCUUCUUCGCCGCCCUGGUGGCGGCCUUCGUCCUGCGCUCCAUCAACCCGUUUGGAAACAGCCGCCUGGUGCUGUUCUACGUGGAGUACCACACGCCGUGGUACCUGUUUGAGCUCAUCCCCUUCAUCCUGCUGGGAGUGUUCGGAGGCCUCUGGGGCGCCUUCUUCAUCCGGGCCAACAUCGCCUGGUGCCGGCGGCGCAAGUCGACGCGCUUCGGCAAGUACCCGGUGCUGGAGGUGAUCUUCGUCGCGGCCAUCACCGCCGUGGUCGCGUUCCCGAACCCGUACACUCGCCAGAACACCAGCGAGCUGAUAAAGGAGCUGUUCACCGACUGCGGCCCGCUGGAGUCCUCGCAGCUCUGCCAGUACCGCAGCCAGAUGAACGGCAGCAAGGCCUUCACCGACAACCCCAACCGGCCGGCGGGGCCCGGCGUCUACGCCGCCAUGUGGCAGCUGUGCCUGGCGCUCAUCUUUAAAAUCAUCAUGACCAUAUUCACCUUUGGACUCAAGGUGCCGUCGGGUCUGUUCAUCCCCAGCAUGGCCAUCGGGGCGAUCGCCGGGCGAAUCGUGGGCAUCGCCGUGGAGCAGCUGGCCUAUUAUCACCACGACUGGUUCCUCUUCCGAGAGUGGUGCGAGGUGGGCGCCGACUGCAUCACCCCGGGGCUCUACGCCAUGGUGGGGGCCGCGGCGUGUCUGGGCGGCGUGACCCGUAUGACCGUCUCCCUGGUCGUCAUCGUCUUCGAGCUGACCGGCGGCUUGGAGUACAUCGUCCCCCUCAUGGCCGCCGUCAUGACCAGCAAAUGGGUGGGCGACGCGUUCGGCCGCGAGGGGAUCUACGAGGCCCACAUCCGCCUGAACGGAUACCCCUUCUUGGACGCCAAGGAGGAGUUCACUCACGUCACGCUGGCCAGGGAGGUGAUGAGGCCUCGGCGCAGCGACCCGCCGUUAGCGGUGCUGACGCAGGACGACCUGACGGUGGAGGAGCUGCAGAGCACCAUCAACGAAACCAGUUAUAAUGGUUUCCCCGUGAUCGUGUCCAAGGAGUCCCAGAGGCUGGUGGGCUUCGCUCUGCGCAGGGACAUCAACAUCGCUAUAGAAAAUGCCCGUCGCAAGCAGGAGGGCAUCAUGUUGAACUCCAGGGUGUACUUCACCCAGCACGCACCCACCCUGCCGGCCGACAGCCCCCGGCCCCUCAAGCUGCGCUCCAUCCUGGACAUGAGCCCCUUCACGGUCACCGACCACACCCCCAUGGAGAUCGUGGUGGACAUCUUCAGGAAGAUGGGGCUGCGCCAGUGUCUGGUCACCCACAACGGGCGGCUUCUUGGUAUUAUCACAAAAAAAGACAUCCUUCGUCACAUGGCUCAAAUGGCAAACCUAGACCCCGAGUCCAUCAUGUUCAACUGAUCCGCUCCUUCCAGGACGGCCGGGGGGGAGGGGGAGGCGACAGCGAGGAGGAGGUGCACCUCCUGGACGGCUCCAACCUCUGACACUCGGACCCCGUUUUCUCCUUUUUUUUUUUUUUUUCGGCUUUGUAGACCCCCCACACCCCCCCAUCAGAGACUUACCGGCGGCGAGGGAUGACAGACACGAUACAAGACUUGUGUUAUUCUGCUUCUGGCUGCUGAGGUCACACGGAGGUCACAGGGGGUGACGGCAAACACACGAGGAAUGCACUUUGCACACACGCGACAUCACAAAAACACACUUUUGCACCCGCGGACACCUCGAAACACGCAUGCUCUCUCUUCAAAUACACAUAACCUGUAAAGAGACACCCAUCUGCACUCUUCGUGUGCCUCGCCCCUCGUCUCCGCCGAAGUCGUGGUAGACGUCGCCUGGCAAGGGGUCAAAGGUCAGAAUGAACCGCCGACGAGGGGGGGACGCGAUGAGGGACCUUGAAACCUGCAGGCUUCUAUUCAAGUAAACUCACUUUCCUCCUCCCCCGUGCACUCUCACCAGACCUGUCCGUCCUCCAGUGAAAUACAUUGUUUACCUGUGUUUUAAAUGUGUGUGUGUGUGAGCGAGAACAUGACUGUGUGUGUGUGUGUGUGUGUGUCACCAAGCGCCACUACAUUCCAGCCGGGCUACCAUGGGAACUGAGAGGACGUGCACCUGCUCCUCACCCUACACAUGUGGCAGGAAGCCAGGAUCACAUGGCUGCUUCUCCCUGGUGCACGUUGGUCUAACUGGGACGGCUUUAACGUGUGUGUGUGUGUGUGUGUGUGUGUGUGUGUGUGUGUGUGUGUGUGAUUCUCGUUGAAGGCAGGUCAAGUGUGUACGUAAAGAAAACAACAACAAAAAAGAAAAGAACAAGUGUCCACGUUGAGUUCUUCUGCGUUCUCUGUUACAGGAAACAAAAUAUAUCAAAUUUUGUUUGUUUUUUCUUCUCAAACUUAUGACGCAACUUUCAGACUUUUGGUUCUGCAGUAAUUUAAUCGGUUACGUUUUUUUUGGGGGGGCUUAAAACAAAACUGGAAAUCUGUUGGGUGGUGGUGAUUUUUUUUCUUUCUCUGAUAUCUGUCCACGUCUUCGGGUAAUAACGUGUUUGUCAUGUAUUAAAUUACUUUAUCGGAAGAAAAGUACGAUGAAACUAUCAAAAACCUGAUUUUUCCACUCACUGAAAAAACUAAAUGCAAAGCGAUAUUGUUCCUAUCACACUUUGAUUAAAUGGUAUUUCCCAACAGUUGAUAGUGUUUUUGAUUUGAGCCAGAUGAGUGGAAGUUAAGAGCUUAAAUUGAAUAACACUUUGCUUUAAAAAUUGCUUAAAAUACAGAAAAUCAAAACCAAUAUAAAAGGUCACAACAUUUUUCAAACACUGAGAUUUUAAAAAGAUUUCAAACUAACAAUUAAUAGAUUAAUUUUGGCGAAUUACUCAAGCGCAGGUUUGGAUAAAUACCCUAAAUGCUGUUCCAGUCCAUCAUAACAGCAAAUAUCAACUUUUAAUAUUCAUAAAUAAUGAAACACGUCGACCGGUGGACCGUUUUAAUUUUAAUAAACUGCUGUUUUCCCAAGUCGGGAAUGAUCUUUCGGGCUCUAGUUAAUUUUGUGUGGAGCAACGUUUGUUUUCCCUUUUUGACUCUCGUGUCAUAUCCUGUCAAUCAUCUCACGGCUACAUCUGCACGUUUUAGUUUCAGCAGGUUGUGCUCGCCAAGUACCUGGCAAAGGUGAGGGUUGUUUUUUUUUUUUCUGGCUUUAUACGCCCGUAUUUUAUCCCCAAAAAUAAACACCUGCUGCUCCCACCAACACGGCGAAAGGGAAUUGAAGCGAUGGAGAGAUGAAGCGGGGACAAACGGUACAGAGAAAGAGAGAGAGAGAGAGAGAGAGAGUUCCUCCUUGUCUGCUCCUGCUGUGUGUCGACAGGCAGCAGAUCAUUUAUUAACCAGUGGUGUUGCCUAACAUUGUAUUUCAUACUGAUCUGGAUGUGUUCUUCUUUUCAUUUUUAUUUUUUUUUAUUUAUGAGUAGUGUCGAUUUAGAGUUGUGCGUUAUUUACGAAUAAUUUGAUGUAUGAUUACAUUGAUUGUUUGAUUGUACAUUUAAAACUAAAAUGUGUAAAAGAUUACAUUUUGGUUUAAAUUAAAAAGGAACAAAAAAACGUU
Molecule: messenger RNA, 6292 nt
Organism: Cyclopterus lumpus (lumpfish)
Lineage: Eukaryota; Metazoa; Chordata; Actinopteri; Perciformes; Cyclopteridae
Gene: clcn3
Product: chloride channel 3
Exons: 13
Coding region: 1712-4099 (795 amino acids)
Biological process (GO): chloride transport; transmembrane transport
Cellular component (GO): synaptic vesicle; Golgi apparatus; membrane
Molecular function (GO): voltage-gated chloride channel activity
Source: RefSeq, a predicted model, not a curated record